CAAAGUAUUGCUAAUUUAGAUGAAAGCAAAUAAAUGUGCUUAUAAAUAACCCAUAUGUUUCGGCUUUAGGAAGCUUUUUCUUAAUUAGAAUACUUAACAAUGGCGGUUGGGAGUAGUGUAUCAGUUUUCUGCUCUUCUUUCUUGCUUCUUCUUCUUCUUCUUGUGUUUGUAUUUCCAUUUGGGUCAAAUUCUGAGGAUCUCAAAGCUUGCAAGUUUGAUGCCAUAUUUCAGUUUGGGGAUUCCUUAGCUGACACUGGAAAUCUUAUACGAGAGAACCCUUCAACUCCUUUCUCUCACCUUCCUUAUGGCCAAACCUUCUUCAACAAACCCACUGGAAGAUGUUCUAAUGGCUUAUUAAUGGUUGAUUACUUUGCUUUGGCAGCUGGACUUCCUCUAGUGAAUCCCUACUUGAAAAAGGAGGCAUCUUUUAUUCAUGGAGUGAAUUUUGCAGUGGCUGGCUCUACCGCUUUACCUUUAAAUGUUCUUGCUCAAAACAACAUCUCAUCUCCCGUUACCAACACAUCUCUGAAUAAACAACUUCAUUGGAUGCAAUCAUAUCUCAAUACUAUUUGUUCUAACAAAAGAGAUUGCACUAGGAAACUAAAGCAUGCAUUAUUUUUUAUGGGGGAGAUAGGAGGAAAUGAUUAUAACUAUGCUCUAUUUGAAGGCAAAACUAUUUCUGAAGUAAAAAAUCUGGUACCUGGAGUUGUCAAGACAAUAACAGAUGCUACUAGAAGGGUCAUCGAUUAUGGUGCUACUCGAGUUAUUAUUCCAGGACACUUUUCAAUGGGUUGCCUACCAAUCUACCUCACUGGCUUUCAGACCAAUGAUUCAACUGCUUACGACAAGUUUCAUUGUUUAAAGGAUUUCAACGGUUUAGCAAGUUAUCAUAACAACAAAUUGAAGCAAGCUAUCAAGUUGUUGAGAAAAGAGAACUCAAAUGUGAUAAUUACAUAUGGUGAUUAUUAUAAUGCAUUGUUUUGGGUUUUUCGACAUGCUUCUUUGCUUGGAUUUGAUAAAACAUCCUUGCAGAAGUCUUGUUGCGGUAUGGGUGGCGAUUACAACUUUAACGUCAUGCAAAUAUGUGGACUUCCGAGAGUACCUGUAUGUUCUUAUCCAAAUAAACAUAUCAGUUGGGAUGGAAUUCAUUUGACACAAAAGACUUAUCAAAUCAUGGCACAUCGACUCAUCCGUGAUAUAUCGCCAAAAUUUCGUUGUGUGAAUUAAAUUAGUUUAAAACUGUCAAAACGAGCAUAGCUAAAAACGUUUAAAACCUUAGUCUCUCCAUCAUGAAUGUUGGAUUUUUUUUCUUUUUUUUUUUGGUCAUGGUUUGUGUAGUUAGAAACGUUUUUGGUUAAAAGCUUAGUCUGUCCAUCGCUAAUCUACUCUUCUUCUCUUUUGAAUUUUGG
Benincasa hispida (wax gourd) is the source of this 1409-nucleotide messenger RNA. Its product is annotated as acetylajmalan esterase 1-like. Gene Ontology annotation, molecular function: hydrolase activity, acting on ester bonds. The record is from RefSeq and is a predicted model, not a curated record. Lineage: Eukaryota; Viridiplantae; Streptophyta; Magnoliopsida; Cucurbitales; Cucurbitaceae.